Messenger RNA from Exophiala aquamarina CBS 119918, 609 nucleotides. RefSeq lists its product as uncharacterized. The transcript has 4 exons. The coding region runs from base 1 to 609 and encodes 202 amino acids. Lineage: Eukaryota; Fungi; Ascomycota; Eurotiomycetes; Chaetothyriales; Herpotrichiellaceae. The record is from RefSeq and is a predicted model, not a curated record.
AUGCAGAAGAUCUUCGUCGCAAUGCAAGUCUUGGUGGUCUUGCUACUGGCGAUUCUUGGUCUGGCUCAGGAUGACCUUGAUCAGUGCGCACUCUCCUGCAUAUCCAAUGUGGCAUCGACGAACUGUAGUCAGAGUGAAUGGUCCUGUCUCUGCGCGAACAACUUAUACAUUGAGCGUAUGAACAAUUGCACCGUGGUGACCUGUCUUGACGCCUCAGACCAACAAGACACUUUCUCAGUGGUGGCCGAACUCUGUGCCGUCAUUGGCGUCCCUAUCACGAUUGGACCAGAAGCGACCAUUCUUACAACGACGUCGAACCCUCUGCUCACCACUAAUGUGAUAGCAACCCAGUCUGAGCUCCCUCCUGUGAUGAAUGCUACUAGCAUCACCACUUCCGAAUACAGUUCGGGUUCAAGCAGGAGCACUACGUCAAGUGUCCCACAAACGGGGACGGGUACUUCGAAUGGACCUUCGGCAACAGGUUCGGUGGCAAGCUCCACCACAAGCGCAGACGCAACGACGAAUCAAUCAUAUCGACUACUAUCACCAUGGCCGACAAUCUUGAUACUGGGCAUUGUGGCUGGCAUGAUCACCGGCAAGGCGUUAUGA